Messenger RNA from Dovyalis caffra, 1002 nucleotides. NCBI's taxonomy places the organism in Eukaryota, Viridiplantae, Streptophyta, Magnoliopsida, Malpighiales, Salicaceae. The record is from the annotation of a GenBank genome assembly.
AUGAUGGAUGUUAAAGGCAACAGCAACAGCAACAGCAACAGAAACAGCUCCUCCUCCACCACACAAAGUGAUGAAGAGAUGAUGGGUGACUUAAGAAGAGGUCCAUGGACUGUUGAAGAAGACUUCAAGCUUAUCAAUUACAUUGCUACUCAUGGUGAGGGACGCUGGAAUUUUCUGGCUUUUCGUGCAGGUCUCAAACGAACUGGAAAGAGUUGCAGAUUAAGAUGGCUCAACUAUCUAAGGCCUGAUGUUCGACGUGGAAACAUUACUCUCGAAGAGCAACUCAUGAUCCUUGAACUUCAUUCUCGAUGGGGCAAUCGGUGGUCUAAAAUUGCACAACACUUGCCAGGGAGAACCGACAACGAAAUCAAGAACUAUUGGAGAACCCGAGUUCAAAAGCACGCAAAACAGCUUAAAUGUGACGUGAAUAGCAAGCAAUUCAAGGACACCAUGAGAUACCUUUGGAUGCCAAGGUUAAUUGAAAGAAUUCAAGCAGCAGCAGCUGCUACCAACACCACCACAACCAGCACUGCAAAGUCGGCUUCCCCGGCUGCCACGGUCUCCGCUGCUGCCACUAAUCACCACAUAAUCAACAAUAUUGAUGGGGGCAGUGGGAACUUGAUCAUGGCACAUGGUGUCAAUGUUGGCAAUGACUUUGGUGUCUCACAUGUUACACAAAGUUACACCCCGGAGAAUUCUAGCACCGCUGCCUCAUCGGACUCGUUUGCUACUCAAGUUUCUCCUGUUUCGGACAUGACUACUGAUUAUUACCAUAUCCCGGUUAAUCAUAACCCUAAUCCGGAUUAUUUCCAAGCUGGCCAAGUUGGCUACUCAGAGUCCAUGAUUAGUCCUACUGGUUAUUUUAACCAAGGAUUAGAUUUCCAAGCGAUGGAGCAUAACAACAACAACAAUCAGUGGUUAAUGGACAGUGGGGACACAUCGGACAAUUUGUGGAAUCCUGAGGAUAUUUGGUUUUUACAGCAGCAGCUAAACAACAUGUGA